GCGGCUCUGCAGAGGCCUUUGCCGUCGCGGAAGUAGUGCCCGCUGUCCUGCAGAGGGGGCCGGGUUCGGCCUUUCGCUCCCAGCUCCCGAAAAGCAGAUCGCAGCAAGGAACCUGUCUGCGCCUUGGGAUUUGACUGUUCAGUGGGUUUUCCUGACCUUUAAAAUGUUAAAGCUUGUCGCUGCGGGAGGGAGAGGUAUCGAAGCAUGCACAAGUAUUUAAUUUAUCCGGGAUUUAUUUUACAUUCCUAUUGUAAAGUUUGGUAAAUCACAUUGUCUCUUUCAGUUAACCAUGUCUUUACAUUCAUCUUCAAUUCUAAAUGAAGAAAACUCUCAAGGACCAAAAAGAAGUCUAGAACAGCAAACUCCAUCAUCAUUUCAAGAUAACCCGCUUCAAAAAUUACAGUUAGCAUCACAGGAAGUACUUGAAAAGGCAAAAAAAAGUGGGAGAUCAAAAUGCCCACGAUGCAGUAGCUCAAGGAUGUUUUAUUGUUACACAUGCUUUGUUCCUGUUGAAACUGUCCCUACUACAGAAAUCCCAACAGUGAAGUUACCUUUGAAGGUUGACAUUAUUAAGCACCCAAAUGAAACUGAUGGCAAGAGCACUGCUGUGCACGCUAAGCUCCUGGCACCUGAUGAUGUUACAAUUUACAAGUACCCUUGCAUUCCCGAAUACAAAGAAAAAAGACAUGAAGUGGCACUUAUCUUUCCCAGCCCCGAUUCAGUUUCAGUAAAAGACAUCGCUUUCCAUCUCCAAAAAUAUUCCAGGAAAGGUGUUGGUGACACUGAUGAUGACUGUUCCAGAGAGCCGUUUCUUAAGAAAGCAAAAGUAGAACCUACAGAAGAAAAAGAUUUAAAUGAAUGCAUCUCAAGCAACAAGAAUGAAAGCAUUAAACUGAAGAAAAUAGUAUUUAUUGACAGUACCUGGAAUCAAACUAACAAAAUAAUAACUGAUGAAAGACUUCAAGGGUUACUACAAAUUGAGUUGAAAACAAGGAAAACUUGCUUUUGGCGUCAUCAGAAAGGAAAGCCAGAUACAUACCUUUCCACAAUAGAAGCAAUUUAUUAUUUCUUCGUGGAUUAUCACCAGGAGAUUUUGAAAGAGAACUACAAAGGACAAUAUGAUAAUCUGCUUUUUUUCUUUUCAUUUAUGUACACGUUGAUUAAAAAUGCCAAGUGUGGCACAGGAAAAGAAUAAACUGUCUGUCUAUAGGUAACAACUUUUUGUUUCUUUUGUAAUGAUGAUCUAUCAUAAUAAUUUAAUUUUACCUGACUGAAAUCUGGAAACAGAUGGUACUCUUAGUCAUGGCUAAGGGUUUUUCUCUAAAAGGAACCUUAUGUGUGCCUGCAGACACAUAAGGCUGCAGAACUACUCAGAUGAGCAGUCUGAAUUAAAUUAUUUGAAUAGAAUUAACAGUUUACUGAAUACUGUACUGUAGUGUUUGAACCUGAUCUGGUAAUCACGAUGAAUUUCUUCAGGUGGGGAUCGGAGAAAUUGGCCUUUGUCCCAUAUGGAUCUAACUCUAAAAAAGGAUUUUGCAUGCUAGCUUCUUUUAUUUAUGUUUUGGAAGUUUCAUAUGUCAGAUUGAUUUCAAUUACAUGACUUCAAAAACGUCCUGAAGUUAUUAGGACAGUAUUUCAUAGAGGACUGGGGACAACAGUAAAUGAAAAGCCACAUUAAGUAAAUGGAGUAUAAAUUACAUCCUUGAUGAUUGAAUCCGAAAAUUGUCCUUGUAAUAGCAAAGCGAUCUCUUUAAAUAUUACUGUACAGUGCAUGAUUUCUAUAGUGCCAUUCACGUACUGUUGUAUUAAAAUUAUUCUCAAUUUCCUGGAUAAUUGUAGACUCCUUCAAACAGAAUUUAAGUGUUUGUAUAAGUUCAUUAUUAUUUUGGCAAACACUAACUUCUAUCAUUAUGGGAUAUCAUGGUAAAAUUUUGUAGAUGCCACCUUAUUAUAUUCUAAGCAGCAGAAAGGACUCAUUGCACACUUGGAGUUAUCUGAAAAUGUAGAUCUUUUUCAGGACCUAAGCUAAAUAUACAGAGACAAGAAAUAUGAUAGAUUGUGGUUCUACCUCAGCAUUCCUGACAGGACUUCCUUAAGUUAAGAAGACUGUGAAUCCACUGUGUUAUUUCUUUUGCAACCUUGUGCAAAUUUGCACGGCAUAAAAAGACUGUCCUUUCUAAUUUAAUUUUUGCUGGUAUGCAUAGGACUGCAGGCAGAGUCAUCAUGUGAGUGCAAUUGUGUGUGCCUUUGCCAAGUGCUAGCAGUAAAGGUAGUGCUGGCAGAGGUACUGGAUCUGUUAUUUUAUGAGCAAAAUUGUACGAAUAUAUAUAUUUUUAAUCAUACUAGGUUGUUCAGCCAAAUAAAAUUAUCUUGGUAAAAAUUACAGCCUUAAGAUAUUGACACAUGUUUGAUUACAGAUAGAGUAUAAGGUGGAUACAUAUUUCUGAAUAUUUUCAUAAGCUUUACUGGCAAAAAAAUAAAUCUUGUCAAAGUGACACAGAUUGAAGAACUAUAA
Meleagris gallopavo (turkey) is the source of this 2515-nucleotide messenger RNA. It is a transcript of the gene DTWD1, whose product is annotated as DTW motif tRNA-uridine aminocarboxypropyltransferase 1. NCBI's taxonomy places the organism in Eukaryota, Metazoa, Chordata, Aves, Galliformes, Phasianidae. The record is from RefSeq and is a predicted model, not a curated record. Gene Ontology annotation, cellular component: nucleus. Gene Ontology annotation, biological process: tRNA modification. Gene Ontology annotation, molecular function: tRNA-uridine aminocarboxypropyltransferase activity.